AUGACCUGCAUGGACGACUUGGAGCAUCUCAGUUUACAAUCUGCCAUGAGUCAGACCCUAAUGAGGAAGAGGGUCAUCCACUGUGGGAGUGUCACUUCAUGUGAGCUGCACUUCCCUAAAGGUGACCUGAGAAUGAUCGGUCUCAUGUGGUGCAUGCUGGUCCUCUUCUUCUUUCCCACCAGUAAAGAGAUGGUUGUGGAUCAAACUGGCAGAAUGGCAAGAUGGCAUUCCUAUCAGAUGGAAAAGGGAGAAAAUAUCAUCCAAAACCUGAAAAGGCAUUCAGAAGGGACCUUCACCAGUGACCUGACCGGCUAUUUGGAUAAAAUGAAGGCUAAAGAUUUUGUGGCGUGGUUGGCCAGCACUAAGAGAGAAGGAUUUCAUGGAAAACUACUCGAAAUUGAGGCAGAUGUUUAA
Messenger RNA from Doryrhamphus excisus (bluestripe pipefish), 414 nucleotides. The record is from RefSeq and is a predicted model, not a curated record. NCBI's taxonomy places the organism in Eukaryota, Metazoa, Chordata, Actinopteri, Syngnathiformes, Syngnathidae.